Molecule: messenger RNA, 2465 nt
Organism: Dreissena polymorpha
Lineage: Eukaryota; Metazoa; Mollusca; Bivalvia; Myida; Dreissenidae
Product: telomerase Cajal body protein 1-like
Exons: 11
Coding region: 182-2056 (624 amino acids)
Biological process (GO): Cajal body organization
Cellular component (GO): Cajal body
Molecular function (GO): protein binding; RNA binding
Source: RefSeq, a predicted model, not a curated record
GAUACCGAUAAAAUAAUACGUGAAAUAAAACUAAAAUGGCUGCGCCCAUGGUCAACGCUGUUGAGCACACUUAGUUAGAAACAUAUGUGUGUUUUCACCUUCAACGCUUCAUGGUUAUUUUCAAAAUCGAAAAGGUUAUAUAAGGCCGUAGUUUUCUUUUCAAAAUCAGUAACAAAUUGGAAUGACACAAAAAAUGGAGAAAACCAACAAUGAAAAUAUCGACACUUUUUAUCCGAUUCUGAAUGAAGCCCGGAUUGAGGAGCAUGCAAUUAUUAGCAGUGCAUCAACGCAGGGAUCGGAUGUUGUGACAGAGUUAAACACAUGUGGACCGCUGUUCAGCUCAAAUAAAAAUGAGCUGACACAACAUAAUACUUGUUUACAUGACCAAAUGAACGAUGAAAAUAAUGCAAACAACGACAAUCACCAAAUUGAAUUUCAAACAGAAAAUGGGAAUCAUAAAGACAAAGUCUGUCAAAAUUUGCUAAAUAUGUGUGCAUCGCCUUUAGAGAACAAAAUCGAAGAAAAAGACAUAUUGGUUUAUAGUGCAAAUAUGCCUUUCUCUCACAGCCAUACAUUACAAAAAUGUAACCAAACAUUGUCACCAAGUGAACAGUUACAUACACAUAUAAUUCCACCAAGCAUCUCAACAAAAAAUCAAGAAAACAUGACUCACCACUCACUGCAAUCAAUGGAAGAAAGCUGGUUGAAAAAGGAUUGCGUAGCACAGACCAGUGAAAGUAAUGAUCUGUCAAUUAAAAUCACUUUUGAUGAUAAGGACAGUACAAAUAGUGAACAUACUGAAGAGGUGCAAGAGCCUCAAGCAAAAAGACCCAAACUUGAUUUCGACUCAUCUACCAUUUGCGACCCGCCCGAUGUGCUUAUUAUUAAAUCCCAUGGCAGUUCAGCGUUGAGCAAACAGUUUUCAUCUGAACCUUGUCAGAUAACUGGGGCAUGGGAAUGUUUUGAGAAUGAAAAAAUCAACAAUUAUCUUCGUGGCUGUAAAUGGGCUCCUGAUGGAACGUGUCUGAUUGUUAAUAGUAACGAUAAUACUCUGCGAGUUUUUAAUCUCCCACAGGAACUUUACUAUGAUGGCGGGGAAUAUAAAGUUAUUCCAGAAUUAGCGCCAGUGUUUAGUAUUAAAGAGUCAGACACAGUGUAUGACUUUGCCUGGUUCCCUCUAAUGUCGUCAGCAGAACCAGACACAGCUUGUGUGGCUGUGACCAGCAAGGACACCCCUAUACAUCUGUAUGAUGCAUUCACUGGAACGCUGCGUUGUAGCUACAGAGCAUACAACCAUGUUGAUGAAGUAGUGGCUGCCCACAGUGUAGAGUUCAGCUGUGACGGCCUAAAGCUCUACAGUGGCUUCAACAAGAUGAUUCGCGUCUUUGAUGUCACUCGGCCCGGAAGAGAAUUUACUAAUAGACCAACCUUCGCAAAGGAUGGACAGCGUGGUAUCAUCUCUUGCAUAUCUCCCAGCCCAACUGAACCAGGGCUCUACGCUGCCGGAUCAUAUGCCAAAUCUAUUGCCCUCUACCAUGAGCCGAUGGGGGAGAUGGUGUGUAUGUUUGAGGGACAACAGGGUGGGGUCACGCAGGUCAAGUUUUCCCCAGAUGGAACCAAGCUGUAUUCAGGUGGGAGAAAGGACAAUGAAAUCUUGUGUUGGGACAUGAGACAGCCUGGCCAGAUCCUCUUCACUCUCAACAGGCUGGUGACAACCAACCAGAGGAUGUACUUUGACCUCACAAGCAACAGUCGCUACAUCGUCUCGGGAAGUCACGACGGGACCGUGAUUGUGUGGGAUUCCCUGGCCACCCCUGUUACAGACGGCAUCCAUUCAGAGCCAGUGAUUCAUCCCGCUAUGAAAUUCCAGGCACACUACGAUACCGUGAAUGGUGUAAGCGUGCACAAAACCCUACCCCUAGUGGCGACAACCUCUGGGCAGCGACAUUUCAAGUGCGUCUUAGAAGACUCAGAUGAUGAUGAAGGAAGCAGUAGCAACAACACCAGGGCAAAUGCUGCAGAACGUGAUAAUUGCGUCCGGCUCUGGUGGACUUAAUAAGCCGGGAAGUGAUUAAAAGCAAAGCAUGUGGCAUUAUAUACUCAUUCCGUUAAUACGUUUCGGUCGAAUGUACAUUGACAGUUUUGAACUCUGUAUCAUGCGUAUCAAAGGCUUGAACUCUUUAUCAUGCGUAUCCUAGGCUCAAUGAUAAGGUAAUAUUAAUAAAUAAUGCCGGCCUGUAGCUUGUGGGCAUUGUGGUUGUAUGUACAUAACAUUGUAAACAUUUGUAUAUAUUUUCUCUCUUUGUGUUUUCGUUUGUAAUAGUUUGAUCAUUAUUGGGAACGUUCUUGAACGUUCUUCAACGUGUACUGUUUUGAGUGUAAAUAAAUGUUUUCACUAUUGUUAAUAAAAUUAUGUGGCUUCAGGUAUUAUUUCGCAAAUGGUAUCAUUAAAGCGCUAAAGCCGA